Molecule: messenger RNA, 1760 nt
Organism: Anopheles bellator
Lineage: Eukaryota; Metazoa; Arthropoda; Insecta; Diptera; Culicidae
Product: transformer-2 protein homolog alpha-like
Exons: 4
Coding region: 457-1209 (250 amino acids)
Biological process (GO): positive regulation of mRNA splicing, via spliceosome
Cellular component (GO): spliceosomal complex
Molecular function (GO): RNA binding
Source: RefSeq, a predicted model, not a curated record
CGCUGUACCAACGAAUGCUGCCUGAUCCUUAAUCGUGCGAGUCCAUCAGAGUUUCUUGGAUAGUUUCCUCGAGAAAGACCGGUUCCAUCUUCGUCAGCAUCAUGUGCUAAAGAUCGGCCCGCUCGCCUGCGUGCGUCCACCAUUCACACGUGCGAACCGGUGAGAGGUGGCUCAUCGGAACACGCGCGCUCUCAUUCAUCAAAACAAUCACCAGGCGCCGGGGACGAGUCAGGGAUUUUGUGUCCCGUUGCCUGCUGAUCGCCGAUGACCACACGAUCAUAGAUUUAAGGAGCACCUUAUCAAACAAAAGUUACAGUGGCUCGUUUACCGAUUCCAAAAAGUGCUAAAGCGUUCUGUUGGGUGCAGUAGGUGACUUUACAACGUGAGAUUCUCGGUUGUCUGAACGAAAAGCGACGGCUGUUGCGGUUCACAUUGCCUGUUUCUCUUCGCAACAAAAUGAGUCACUCAAGGAAUCAUCAUUACUAUGAGAGCUCUAGGUCACGAAGUCGCGAUCGAAACUACCGGAGGGAAUACCGCGAGGACUCGGAGCGUUACAAUCAAAUGACGGACUAUGGCAGUGGCUCGGACUAUCGCCGCAGUUCACAGCACCACCGAUCACACACCUCGCACUACCAUGAACCCGCGUCCUCCACGAGUGCACAUUCUUCGUACUCGUAUUCCGGCAAAGUGGUGUUGGCUGUGUUUAAUCUCAGCAUCUACACGACCGAAGCGGAACUGUACGACAUUUUCUCUAAAUUCGGACCCCUGCGCAAAACAACCGUGGUGCUAGAUGCAAAGACUGGUCGAUCACGAGGUUUCGGAUUUGUCUACUUCGAAAGUGCCGAAGACGCAAAGGUGGCCCACGAGCAGGCAAACGGUAUAGAAAUCGGUGACCGCCGGAUAAGGGUAGACUUUUCUGCCACCAACAAACCACACGAUCCGACACCCGGUGUUUACUAUGGACGAGUGUCGCACCCGAAGGGAUCGUAUCACAGCGGUGGCGGUCACCCACCGCCCGGCAUGUCCUACCGCGGCUAUCACCACUGCAGGGCAUGUGAAGUAGAAGCCCGAGACCGAGAACGCUGGGAUCGGGAAGCACACUCUAGGGAUUCAUAUUACUACGACAGCUACUCUACAGCAGAUCGAGGCCGGGACCGGUCCAGCCGCUCGCGGAGUGAUUACUACCGUAGCGGAACCAGUAUUCGCUGACCCGUGGACGGUGGCUAACGGUCGUGGAUGGGGUGAAGGAUGCUGUACAAGUGGUCUGCAACAGCAUCCCUAAGGCAGACAAAUGCUAACUCGCACGGAACAACGUCCUGUAACCGUUUGCCAAGAAAAGGGCACCAGAAAGAAGUUAGGAAAAGAAAAGGAAAAGGGAGCCUUUUUAUUAGAAGACGCUGCAAACGGCUUCUAGUUUGAUUAGGCGCUCUCAGCACUGAAGAUGUGGUCGUUACGAUUCGGUUGAUUCUGUUGGACAAACAGGUUUCGUUUGCGUUACCUCAACUGCCACCCAGCUCUGUGUCACAGCAGAAAGAAAAUAAAAUCAACCACCACCAUCCCGGUUAACAACUCCCAAAGGAACUGGAUUCUGCUCGCAGUCACACUCGGGUAUUCGGUGUGACCACGGGUUUUUGCGCUUUACCCUCACCAUUGGUUGGAUGCGCUGAAUGAGACCAAACGCAUAAAGCAAAUUGCCAACAAAAUUUAACCCAACAAUUUUUAUCCUCUUCGUCGCUCUCAGUCGUGCGAUGGACACGCGA